Parnassius apollo (apollo) is the source of this 324-nucleotide messenger RNA. The record is from the annotation of a GenBank genome assembly. NCBI's taxonomy places the organism in Eukaryota, Metazoa, Arthropoda, Insecta, Lepidoptera, Papilionidae.
AUGAACUUUCAGAAAGCUGGAAAAGUUCUCGCAGAAGUAUGGGAUAAUAUGGUUAUCGAUGGCCAUGACAUCAUAGCAGAGUAUGUCGAGCCCGAUGACAGUUCUGAAAGCUUUAUUCCAGACCUGCCUUCUCCGCAGUGGUAUAGCGAGCAUGUGCGAGAGAGCCAGUAUUUGCUUCAGGUGGUGAAGUGUGAUGACCGCGCUUGCUGUGGACAUAUGCGGAGUUCUCUUCGAUCUAUUCUUUCGGAGCGCUUCGUUAUACCGCCCUUACCCGAUUUCGCAGUCGUCAAGUGGUCUAUAUAUUCCGAAGCCUCAAGGGUGUGA